UGUCCAGAUAUGAACAACUGUAGUUGAGAUUGGGAAUGACACCAGCUUGUCAUAAUUUAAGAAAUGCAGUCUAUCCUGGUGUUUUUGCUGUCAUGGAUCUGGAGUUGUUCUGUCAUAACAACAUCCCCAGCUGCAGACCCACACCUGCAGAGAGCUCUGCAGCUCAUGUCUGAGACACCGCUCAUCGAUGGCCACAAUGACCUGCCCUGGCAACUGAGGAAGCAGUUCAACAACCAGCUCUGUAAGGUGGAUCUGAACACACUUCAAACAACACACACCAACAUUCAGAAGAUCAAAGGUGGUCGACUGGGAGCACAGUUCUGGUCGGCUUAUGUCUCGUGUGACACUCAGUAUAAAGAUGCUGUCAGACAGACACUGGAGCAGAUCGAUGUGAUCCACAGGAUGUGUCGCAAAUACCCGGAAACCUUCAUGUUCGCCACAAGCAGUGACGACAUCAGGACGGCCUUCAACAUGAAUAAGACAGCCAGUCUGAUCGGGGUGGAGGGGGGUCACUCCAUCGACAGCAGCAUGGCCACCUUGCGCAUCAUGUACGAGCUGGGGGUCCGAUACCUCACACUCACGCACUCCUGCAACACACCCUGGGCAGAUAACUGGCGUGUGGACACUGGAUCAGAGCCGUCCCAACACAAUGGCCUGUCUCCGUUUGGAAAGCGACUUGUUGUGGAAAUGAACCGUCUGGGGAUGAUGAUCGACCUCGCUCAUGUGCCUGUAGCAGUGAUGAAACAGGUGCUGAACUUGUCCAAAGCUCCAGUCAUCUUCAGUCACUCAUCUGCAGAAAAACUCUGUCCACACAAAAGGAAUGUCCCAGAUGAUGUCCUCAGACCGGUGAAUGAAACACGGGGAAUCGUCAUGGUGAACGUCUACGACUAUGUGAGCUGCAGCAAAACAGCUAAUCUCUCAGACGUCGCUGAUCACUUUGAUCAUAUAAAGAAAGUUGCUGGUGUGGGCGCUGUUGGUUUUGGUGGAGAUUAUGAUGGAGUCACAAGGCUACCAGAGGGUUUGGAGGACGUGUCCAAGGUGCCAAAUCUGGUGGCUGAACUCCUGAGGAGAGGAUGGACUGAUGAGGAGGUCAAAGCUGCUCUCGGUAACAACCUACUCCGAGUCCUGGAUGAGGUUGAGAUUGUCCGAGACAGUCUAAAUGGUACUGAUCCAGAUGAUGUUCCUAUUCCUUAUGAUGAGGUGAAGAACCCUUGCAGAACGAGCUAUGGUUACCCCAACUCUGCAGCACUCCAUCCCCUCAGUAUGCUGACUCUUCUCCUCAUGAUUGCUCUGCAAAUAUUGACCACAUCACCGCAGCUGAGCAGCAGAUAAUAAAGGCUCAGAUCUCAUCAUCACAGACGGAGUUCACCUCAGCUGGCCGUUUAUCCCAUCAAGAAGAGGCUACUGUCUGAAUGCAUGUAGUCAAAGGCUCAUAACUAAUCUGAAGUUAUGCACAAAAGUGUUUGUCAACAAUGUCUCAAAGUAUUUCUGUAAGAAGAGCUCCACCUAGUGUUGUGAGAGGGUAAACUAUUACUCAUGUAGCUCAUUU
This is a messenger RNA of Thalassophryne amazonica, 1549 nucleotides long. RefSeq names its product dipeptidase 1 (gene dpep1). Bases 64 to 1332 code for a protein of 422 amino acids. Gene Ontology annotation, biological process: proteolysis. Gene Ontology annotation, molecular function: metallodipeptidase activity. The transcript is spliced from 11 exons. The record is from RefSeq and is a predicted model, not a curated record. NCBI's taxonomy places the organism in Eukaryota, Metazoa, Chordata, Actinopteri, Batrachoidiformes, Batrachoididae.